CAGAGGGAAGGUGACAGGGCCAGGAGUGGAGGUGGCUGGUGGGUGCUUGGGUCCACUGAAGCGUGAGGCCUCCGGCCCAGUGGAACUGGUGGGUCUGGGACUGGGGCUGGACCUGAAGGAUCUUGCCCUCCCUGUAACUUUAAGCCUCAGUUUGCGGUGAUCCCAGAGCUUCCUCCUUGGUGUGCUGGGUUGCUGGCGCCCCUGUGCUGGGGGUGCCCAGGCCGGGCCACCAUGGCCGAUGAGAAGACCUUCCGCAUUGGCUUCAUUGUGCUGGGGCUUUUCCUGCUGGCCCUGGGCACGUUCCUCAUGAGCCACGAUCGGCCCCAGGUCUACGGCACCUUCUACGCCAUGGGCGGCGUCAUGGUGAUCGGGGGAGUCAUCUGGAGUAUGUGCCAGUGUUACCCCAAGAUCACCUUCGUGCCUGCUGACCCUGACUUCCAAGGCAUCUUGUCCCCGAAGGCCCUGGGCCUGCUGGAGAAUGGGCUUGCUACGGAAAUGAAGAGCUCCCAGCCCCCCUACGUCAGGCUGUGGGAAGAAGCGGCCUAUGACCAGAGCCUUCCUGACUUCAGCCACAUCCAGAUGAAGGUCAUGAGCUACAGUGAGGACCCACGCCCCCUGCUGGGCCCCCAGCUGGGCCAGCUGAGUCUGGGAAGCAGUGAUGGAGGAGAAGGCGGUCCUCAGGACAUUCAGGCCUGGACGGAGGCUACUGUUGUUGUUCACCAGGGCUCUGAUGAGAAUGAGGGCGAGCGAGACCCAACUCAGAGCAGGCCCGGUCUUUGUCCCUGCAGCCCCCCGACCUGUCCCCAGGGCCCUGCACCCUUGGCCUCCUUCCAAGAGGACCUGGACAUCGGCUCCAGUGAAGACAGAAGCCCCAACCCAUCUCCGCCCGACAGAGACAAACCUUGGCCCCCGCCCCAGGAGCCCAAAGCCUGCUGGUGCCCACUGGACCGCUACAGCGACUUUGCCCUGAUUGAUGCCCCCAUGGCAGAGGAUGUGCCACAAGGGGGGCAGCAGCAGGAGAUGGCCCUGCCACACACCUGGCAGCAGUCCCCAGGGACAGAGGAGGAGGAGGAGGAGGCGGCUUUGGACACAGGCACAGAGGAGCCUGAGGAAGAGGAGGACGACUUGUACUAUGGGCUGCCAGACAGCCCCAGGGACCCCUUCCCAGACAAGGACCUGGGCUUUGAGCCUGAUGCCCAGGGCUGAUGGAAGUGCAUCCUAGUUUAUAGCCUGGAAGCACUGCUAACCCCUGUGUGCUGUCAUAGUCCUCAGCUUCCCCAUCUGCAAAAUGGGAUUAUAGGGAGGUCCCAAAGACAAUGGACCUCAGAGCAUUUUGAAAACUGUGAAGAAACGCACAGGGACUGGGUGUGGUGGCUCACACCUGUAAUCCCAGCCCUUUGGGAGGCCGAGACUGAGAUCACUGGAGCCCAGGAGUUGAGGCUGCAGUGACCUAUGAUUGUGCCACUGCACUUUAGCUGGGGUGACAGAGCAAGACCAGUCUCAGGAAAAAAAAAAAAGGCACAGGGAGGGGAUAAUAACUCGCCGUGGGCCAUUGCUCUUCCAAUGGUUGGUUUUCCUUGGCAAACCUUUGAAGAUAAAAUAUAACUCAGUGAGAAGGUUUGCAGCAGCUGAGGCCCUCAAAAGCUCUUUCCGCUCUCCCCCACAGCUGGGCUCUGACAGGGACCCUCGUUGGUGCUAGCCCUGGGCCCCUGAUCUUUGUGAAGACCUUGGCGUUCCCAUUCCACCUGGCAGAUGGUGGGAUCGUCUUCUCUCAGAGCCAACCACACCUCCUCCCAGCCCACAUCCUCCCAAAGCUCCCAUUGCUCCUGCACCAGGAUUCAAAACCUUCUGCAGCUGAGCCCUGCUGUCCUCCGGACUUUACCCCUGGCAGCCUUCCUCAUUCUCCCUGCUCUUCCAAUUCCAGCCCCUCAUCCUGCUGUCUGUGCUCUGGCCCUUCGCUGCCAGACUGCCCCGGGCUCCCUCGCCUGUGUGGCAAACUCCUCUGCACAGGUGACCCUUCUGUGAAAGC
This is a messenger RNA of Nycticebus coucang (slow loris), 2029 nucleotides long. It is a transcript of the gene BSND, whose product is annotated as barttin CLCNK type accessory subunit beta. Lineage: Eukaryota; Metazoa; Chordata; Mammalia; Primates; Lorisidae. Gene Ontology annotation, biological process: chloride transport. The record is from RefSeq and is a predicted model, not a curated record. Gene Ontology annotation, cellular component: basolateral plasma membrane. The transcript has 4 exons. Gene Ontology annotation, molecular function: chloride channel regulator activity. Bases 232 to 1206 code for a protein of 324 amino acids.